Sorex fumeus (smoky shrew) is the source of this 963-nucleotide messenger RNA. Its product is annotated as acireductone dioxygenase. NCBI's taxonomy places the organism in Eukaryota, Metazoa, Chordata, Mammalia, Eulipotyphla, Soricidae. Gene Ontology annotation, molecular function: acireductone dioxygenase [iron(II)-requiring] activity. The transcript has a single exon. The coding region runs from base 237 to 587 and encodes 116 amino acids. The record is from RefSeq and is a predicted model, not a curated record. Gene Ontology annotation, biological process: L-methionine metabolic process.
GCAAGCGGGUGCAAAUCGGGUGUAGACCGUGCACCCCCAGCCCCAGGAUGGUGCAGGCCUGGUACAUGGACAAGUCCGCGGACGACCUGCGGCUGCUGCACCGCGCGGAGCCCAGCCGGCCUGUGGACCUGGAGCAGCUGCGCCAACUCGAGGUCCUGUACUGGAAGCUGGAUGCUGACAAGUAGGAGAAUGAUCCAGAAUUAGAAAAUAUCCGGAAAGAGAGACACUAUUCUUGGAUGGACAUAAUAACCAUAUGCAAAGAUAAACUACCAAAUUAUGAAGAAAAGAUUAAGAUGUUUUACGAGGAGCACUUACACUUGGACAAAGAGAUUCGCUACAUCUUGGACGGCAGUGGGUACUUUGAUGUAAGAGAUAAGGAGGACAAAUGGAUCCGGAUUUUCAUGGAGAAAGGAGACAUGAUAACUCUUCCUGCGGGGAUUUAUCACCGUUUCACCGUGGACGAAAAGAACUACGUGAAGGCCAUGCGGCUGUUUGUGGGAGAACCUGUGUGGACGGCAUACAACCGGCCAGCUGACCAUUUCGAGGCUCGGGGCCAGUAUGUGGAAUUUUUGGCACAGACAGCAUAGCGGUGCUCCAUCAGUGGUGCUCCCACAAACCCCUUAAUCCCUGAAGAAGGUCCUGAUAUGUUAACUGUUGAAAAAAAAAAUCUAACAUUUUCUUCUGGCUUUUAUACGAUAGACUUGUAGCUAGGUGAGGUUAAUGCAAAAAGCUGUUAUACCAUUUUUAACAUGGAAGCAACCGUUGAAACAUAGACAAAUUAUGUUCAUUUUCGGUCAUGAAAUAUGCUCAUCCAUGGAUGGACGUGGAGAGUAUUCUGAGUGAAAUCAGUCAAUGGGAGAGUGACAGACAUAGAAUGAUUGUACUCAUUUGUAGGAUGAAAAAAAUAAACAACCCCACAGUAUGUGAAUAAUACCCAAAGACAGUAGAAACAAGGGCCAGGAG